This is a messenger RNA of Striga asiatica, 390 nucleotides long. Lineage: Eukaryota; Viridiplantae; Streptophyta; Magnoliopsida; Lamiales; Orobanchaceae. The record is from the annotation of a GenBank genome assembly.
AUGGCAAUAUUCUACAUGGGUUGGAUCAUGGUGUUCUACCAUCUGCUGGCCGAUAUGGCCAAAGAGAUCAUAUUGCUCAUCGAGCUUACCACCCACAGCGCGGUGGAACUCGCCACCAGCCGUGCGAGUGUACAGACAAAACAGAGUGACGUCUACCGUUUUGGAGUGGUCCUGCAUUUUAUGGAGUCGAUUAGUGGGGACGUCUUGGUUAGGAUCUUGGAUAGUCGUUUGGAGGCGUGUGGUGAGGUUGAGGUGCUGAUGCUAGUUGGAAAACUUGUCGAGAAGUGCUUAGUGUGCUCGUCAAUGGAUAGGCCGACUAUGAAGAGAUUUUGUGUCAGGAGGUACAUGUUCGAGUUUCAAUCUGCAGGAGGCGGCUAUGCUCAUAGGUAA